GAAGACUAGAACUCUAGAAGAGGAGUCGGGAAGAAGAACAGAACGUAAGAGGUAGAAGAAGGGUUGCGCCGCUCGACAAAACCCCGUGAACCGCCAGUCACAAGCGUCAUCCCGCCUCGCCGAUGCUGCACCACCGUACCCCGCCUCCAGGACAACACGUCUGUUGACCACGUUGUCCACUCGACCGUCGUCCUUCACGGCAAGCGUCAAAUGUCCUUCAUGCAAUACCUUGAAAAGUGACAUUUUGAAGGUUUAUGCAGAAGAAAGAUGCAAAGUUCUGAAUUUAUUAGAAGGUAAUGAUUGUAGGGUGGUUGUUACUACUGACAUGUGGACUUCAACCAAUCAAAAGAGGGGAUUCAUGGCAAUCACAACCCAUUUCAUUGAUAAAUCUUGGGUUUUACAUAAUCAAAUCUUAAGGUUCAUAUAUGUGCCCUGCCCACAUACAAGCGAAGCGUUAACAGAGGUAUUGAUUGAGGCAUUCAUGGAGUGAAAUCUGGACUCUAGAUUAUCUACUAUUACAGUAGAUAAUUGCUCAACUAAUGAUAGCAUGAUUGGUAAGUUGACCAAUAAAUUGAAUAUUGAACAUUUGUUGAAAGAUGGUGCUUUGUUACACAUGCGUUGUUCAGCCCAUAUCCUUAAUCUUGUUGUGAAGAUUGGUCUAAAGGUUAUUAAAGACUUUAUUAAUACUGUAAGGGAUAAUGUGGUUCUAUGGACAGCAUCUCCAAAGAGGGUAGAGAAAUUUGAAGAGGUUUGUCGGGGAAUGAAGUUGCCCUAUACCAAAAAGUUAGGCUUGGAUUGUCCGACUAGGUGGAAUUCAACUUUUUUUAUGUUAAAAUCAGCUUUGCUUUAUAAGAGUGUGUUUCCCAGGCUUAAAAUGCGUGACUCACAGUAUAAAGACGUGUCUUGUGAAACUGAGUGGGAGGUUGCAAAAGAAGUGUGUGAUAAAUUAGAGUUGUUUUAUUCAGCCACAUAAAUGUUUUCUGGGACAAAGUAUCCAACUGCUAAUUUAUUUUUCCCAAAAAUUUGUGAGAUCAGAUUAGAGUUGGAGGAAUGGUCCCGUUCACCGGAUGUAGUUAUUAGUAUAAUGGCAGGAAGCAUGUUGGGAAAGUUUAAGGAUUAUUGGUUAGUUGUUCAUAAGUUGAUGGGUGUUGCAGUGGUAUUAGACCCGAGGUAUAAGAUGGCUUUGCUUAGCUAUUAUCUUCCUAUGGUAUAUCCGAAGGAUCACGAAAAAGAAGUUGAUAACAUUCAGCAACUUUUCUAUGAUGUGAUCAAGGAAUAUAAAAAAAAGGAGGAUGUUAUUUGUCAUGAGAGCGAGACUAAUUCAACAAGUACAAUAACUAAUCGCAUGAGUGGAUUUCAAACAUUCGUGAAAAGACUGAAAACAUCAAGUUCCAAUUGUAGAAGAGAGUUAGAUCAUUAUUUGGAUGAUGAUGUUUUGCCAAUGACCGAUGAUUUCAAUAUUUUAUUGUGGUGGAAAGUUAACGGGGUCAAGUACCCUACAUUGCAAGCCAUUGCCAAAGAUAUUUUGGCAAUUCCUGUUUCUACGGUUGUUUCGGAAUCAGCAUUUAGUGCUAGUGGCAGAUUAGUUAGUCCUCAUCGGAAUCGGCUACAUCCGAAGACCAUAGAAGCAUUAAUGUGUGCUCAAAGUUGGUUGUGGAACAAUAUCAAAGAUGAAGGGCCAUUUGUUUCAGAUGGUUAUGCUGCAAUAUAUGAAGAUGAUAUUGAUUUGUAUGAACCUGGCGAAAUGGCAGAAAAGGUAUCUAUUAUUAUCAUAUAGCUUGUUUCUUAUUUUUUUAAUAUUUUCCUAUUCUUCAUAAAGAAAUCAAUAUUCUUCCAUACCAAUUUCUUUGCAGUUGAGGUUAAUUUAGGUAGUUAACCUUGACACCUUCCCCUCCCCUCCCCCUCCCCAAAGGUAGUCAGGCUGCUUGUGAAUAAUGUAAUCAAUAAUUAAGAGUUAGAAAAAGUUUCGACUUUUGGAGCCACUACUAUUAGACAAUCCGUACUAGGUCUCGGCUCCCGGGCUCUCAUUUUUUGUGCGCGGGUAUGUAUUUUUAUGCUUGACAUUCUAAUCACUUACUGUUUUUUUGGCAAACCAGCUAACAUUUUUUUAUUACUAAUUGCAGGUUUAAAUAUUGUUGUGUUGCCAUACUGGAAGUUUGGAAUGAGUUGCUAUGUAGUUGUACUCAUUUAUUUUACUAUUUUGUUAUUGUUGGUUUAAAACAUGAGAUUUUUGAUUGUUUGGAAUGAGUUGCUGUGAUUUUGUAUUGCUACUUUGCAAUACUCAAUUUCAUUUACAACUUUAUGCCUUUAUGCACUUCAAGGUUAUGGAUCAGUUGGAUGUUUAAGUUUAAUUGAUUUUGUAGUGUUAUACUGUUAUGAUGAUU
Cuscuta europaea is the source of this 2384-nucleotide messenger RNA. The record is from the annotation of a GenBank genome assembly. NCBI's taxonomy places the organism in Eukaryota, Viridiplantae, Streptophyta, Magnoliopsida, Solanales, Convolvulaceae.